This is a messenger RNA of Macrosiphum euphorbiae (potato aphid), 1056 nucleotides long. The record is from the annotation of a GenBank genome assembly. NCBI's taxonomy places the organism in Eukaryota, Metazoa, Arthropoda, Insecta, Hemiptera, Aphididae.
AUGGCCGACGCUUUUUUUGGAGGUAUUGAAGGGGGAGCAUCGGUUUCCACGGUCGUCAUAACCAAUGGCAACGGAGACAUUUUAUCUGAACUUAAAGGAGAAGGCACAAACCCGUGGAUUCUUGGAAUAGAACCUUGCCUGUCUCGAGUCAAUGACUUAAUUAAAGAAGCUCUUAAGAAAGCUGAUCUUAAUAACAAUAUCAAAUUAAAUGGAUUGGGAUUGAGUUUAAGUGGAUGCGAAGAUCUAAUUUUCUGUAAAACAUUUGAGAGUAAAUUAAUAGAAUGUUAUCCAGACCUUACUGACGCGGUAACUGUUGUUAGUGAUACAUUGGCACCAAUCGCACUAGCUUGUGAAUCAGGAGGAGCUGUUAUUAUUUCUGGUACUGGUUCAAAUAGUCUACUAAUAAAUCCAGAUUCUUCAAUAAAAAGGUGUGGAGGCUAUGGUCACUUACUUGGUGACGAAGGCAGCGCUUUUUGGAUAGCAUUCAAAAGUAUUAAAUUAUGCUUGGAUCAUUUAGAAGAUUUUAAUUAUGUUCCAAAUGGUUACUCAAUUGACAGAGUGUGGGAAGCAAUUAAAGCACAUUUUAAUAUUGAUAAAGUUCUAGAUUUGUUGAAUGUAUUUUACGGUGAAAAAAAAGAAAAAUCAGAAAUAGCUAAAUUGUGUAAAACAAUAUCAGAACUAGCUGAAGAUGGAGAUGAACUAAGUCUGUGGAUCUUUAGUGAAGCUGGAAAAGAGUUAGCCAAAUUUAUACAAUCACUCUACCCAGGUGCUGAUAAAAUGUUACAUAAAGAAAAUGGUGGAUUGCACGUGGUGUGUGUUGGCUCUGUAUGGAAAAGUUGGGAAUUACUCAAAGAAGGAUUUAUGAAUCAACUUGAUCACCACCAUAACUCACAAGAAACUAUAGUAGAUGAAUUUACCUUAUUGGUGCUUGAAAAGACUGUUGCUUUAGGUGGAGUAUAUCUCAUUGCAAAAAAAUUAAAUUACAAUUAUCCUUAUGAUUAUGAACAUAACUAUCGGAAACUUUUCCAUUAUGUACAUGACCGACAAGGCCAAUAA